This is a messenger RNA of Oncorhynchus kisutch (coho salmon), 4713 nucleotides long. Its product is annotated as calcium-binding and coiled-coil domain-containing protein 1. Gene Ontology annotation, biological process: positive regulation of transcription by RNA polymerase II. Gene Ontology annotation, molecular function: transcription coactivator activity. Bases 202 to 2199 code for a protein of 665 amino acids. NCBI's taxonomy places the organism in Eukaryota, Metazoa, Chordata, Actinopteri, Salmoniformes, Salmonidae. The record is from RefSeq and is a predicted model, not a curated record. The transcript has 15 exons.
CGUGUGUUUUUGUUAUUGUUGUAGGUUAGUGGAACAGCUGAGAGCGAAGAGACAUCGUUGUGCAUCUUUAAAAAAACGUUUAAUCGUUUUCUGACACGGAUGGACUUUGUCUGCCUUUAAUCUAAAUAGGGACGGAUCAAUUGGACAAUCUGCAGAGCAAACAGAUCAGAAUAAGGUACUCACCAGUGUUAUUGUGUUGCCAUGGAGAAGGCUUGGAGGGUGGAGUUUCGGAACGUGGGUAGUAGCUACUUCCCUCAGAGCCGCGUGGAAUGCCACUACAGCAUCAGCUCGCAACAUACCUGGGCCAGCCAUGACUGGGUCGGACUCUUCAAGGUGGGAUGGUUGUCAGUGAAGGACUACCACACCUUUGUUUGGGCCCUGGCCCCGGAAGGCUACCAGGAAGGCACAGAUGUCAACUGCUGUGUUAACUUCCAGGCCUCCUAUCUGCCCAAGUCCAGUUCCCAGCAGUACCAGUUUGUGUACGUGGAUGGGAAGGGAGAGGUGUGCUCUGCCAGCUCCCAGUUUACCUUCAGCGCCCCUAAACCUUUGGAGGACCUGGUCACCCUGGAGGAAGGAGCCCACGGAGAGGAGGGGGGGACCGACAUGCUUCUGGUCGUACCCAGGGCCGAGCUACUGCAGAGUCGCCUGCAAGAGUGUCUUCGGGAGCGAGCCGAGCUGCUCCAUGCACGGGAGUCAGCCGAGAGGAUGAAGGAGAGAGAGAGGGAGAAGUACAGGAGGGCAAGAGAGGCGUGGGACAGAGGCUGUGAGGAGCUGGAGAGGAACAUCGCAGACCUGAAGGAAGAGCUGCGAGAAAGCAGAGACAGGGUGGAAGAGAUGGAGAGGAGACAGGAGGAGGUGGAGGCAUCAGGAGAGGCCUUGGCUCAAGAGAAGAGCUCCAUACUGACUAUGAAAGCAGCCAGCGAACAGCGAAUCAGAGAGCUGGAGGAUGACAUUAAAGCCCUGGCACUGAAGGCUUUGGAACGAGAGACUGAACUGGAGAGGAUGAAGGAGAGGGCUAAGAAGCAAGCAGUUCAAAGGAGGGAGGAGGAGAAAGAGAGGAAAGUUCUGCAGCUCAAGCUGGAGCAGUCCGAGGGGGAGCUGCGCAGUCUGUCUGCUGAGUUCCAGGGUCUGAGGAGCUCCCUGGCCCAGAGAGACACACACGCCCUACAGCUACGUGACACCAUCACCACCCUCACAUACAGGCUGAGUACGGCGCAGCGGAAAGAGGCGGAGAGCGAGGCCGCCCUGGCUGAGAUGCGGGGCCUGCGGGAGCGUCUGGGGGCCAGCGAGCGUUGUGCCGAGGGCCUGAAGGGAGAGCUGUGUGCCCUGGUGGCCCAGAGGGACCAGGGCCAGACAGAGCUGCACCAGGCCAGGCUCCAAGCGGCACAGCUCACCCUGCAGCUAGCCGACGCCAGCCUGGCCCUGAGGGAGGCCAGAGCACACUGGGCCCAGGAGAGACAGAGCCUGCAGUGCAGCACUGAGAAGGCCAGAGAGCGUCUGGAGAAGCUGAAUGGAGAGACGCAGCGGAUAGAGAAGAAGCUCCAGGAGGAGAGGAUGGAGAGAGAGAAGGUGGAAGUGGAGCUGGGAAGAGAGAAGGACUGUAACCGGGUGCAGCUGGGUGAGACAUGCAGGGAGCUCCAGGAGCUGAAGGCCAGUCUGAGGGUGGCCCAGAAGGAGAAGGAGCAGCUGCUGCUGGAGCAACAGGACCUGAUGGAGUACAUGGGUCAGGUGGAACAGAGGAGGGAGGCUUUGGCAGAUGCCAAGUGGAGCGCUGCGGUGUUCGCCUCCACCAGCCUCCAUGACAGUCCUCUGUCUGACUCUGAGGAUGAGAACCCUGAGGCCCUGCAGCCCUCCCGCCAACCCUGCAGGCAGCCCCCACCCUCCUCCCGCCCCCUUGCCCACUACAGCCUGUGUGACCCCCAGGCCCAGCCUGACUCCCUGCUCCCCUCCACCCCCCCCUCCUCCCCCAGAGACAUGUCCCGGUCCCUGUCCCGAGGGGGCGUCGUCAUCAGCCAGCCCGCUCCCCUGUUGUUGCCCAGGCAAUCGGGCGGAGACACCCUAACACACAGCUCUGAGUCGGAGGAGGAGAAUAACACCGACCAGUGCGGAGGACACAGCUCUGGAGAGGAGGCAGCCCUGCUGCUGCCUGAGACCACAGACACAGUCCUCAGUGACCUGGCUAAUACCUCUCAGUGGUAGAGAGCGGAGAUACAGGACCAAGUCAACAGCAUCACUGUCAGUGUGUUCUUUACUUUUAAUUCAGUAUUCAGCGCACACACACACACACACAAACACACUACAACUCACCUCUCUGACAAAUGAUGUUAAUAUGCAAUUUGCUUCUACAUUUUUCUAUGAACUUCUUCUUUGAUGUGUGACUUCUAGGCUGUUGUGCUGCACAUGCACAUAACAUGGUCCUAAGGAUGACAUAAUGCCUGUUAUAACAGGUCGUGACAGCUCAAAUCAUAGUUACGACCUCUCGUGGCUGUUCUAAAGCGUGAAACGCUUCAACAUUUAAGUCUUAGUUAGAUGUUUAAUAGUUCAUGUUUCAUAACAGGGUUAUUUUGGUUGCAGGAGGAGUGAUGUUGGGAGCUUUACGACCGGCGUUAUGUCAUUUUUAUGACGCCGUUAUUAUGAGGCAUCAUGACAGCCACUGUAAUUAAGAUAUUUUGAGUGAAUGUAUCCGUCUCCUUUUUAAAAUCUAAAAGUUGAUUUGAGCACUUCCGUCGGUGCGACAACUUUAAACGCUUCAGACUUCUGUAAUAAUAGUCAUUAAAACGUACUUAGACUUUUGUUUGAAGAAUCAUUGUAAAGUACAGAUAUGUAUAAUGUUUUUUCUCCUCAUAUUCAAACCUGAGAUGUUAUAUUAUAAGCAUUUUCUGUUAUUCAUUAUUAGACAUUUAAAUUCCUACUUUAUAAGGGGUGUUGUAGUACUAGUUGAAAGGAGACUCAAAGGUAGAGAGGCGUCCAAAAUGGGGGAGAACGGUUGAAAACGCUUCUGGAAAAGGGUGGCAGUUUGAGGGCGAUCGGGUUGGGGAGGGCGAUCGGGUUGGGGAGGGCGAUCGGGUUGGGCGAUCGGGUUGGGGAGGGCGAUCGGGUCGGGGAGGGCGAUCGGGUUGGGGAGGGCGAUCGGGUUGGGGAGGGCGAUCGGGUCGGGGAGGGCGAUCAGGUCGGGGAGGGCGAUCAGGUUGGGGAGGGCGAUCAGGUUGAAUGUAGACUGGAAGAGACACUCUAGAAAGGUGGUUGCUACUAAUUAGGGCGAGAGGAAUGACAUUUUGAUGUUCUCUCAUGUUUGUUUUGUUGGACAAUAUAUUUGACUUCCAAUAUUCUAUCCUCCGCAACAUACAGCUAUUGCUCCUGCAUGCUGGUAGCUGUAGAGCCACUGCAAUACUUUUGUAUUUGAUACCAGAUGUCAAUGUUAAAGCGGGGUGUUGUUUUAAAGCAAGAAUAAUGUGUGUUUAGAACGUCCCAGAAGAUCAUUAGUAAUGCGCUAGAUUCACUGUGCGCGGUAUACAGAAACGACCUGCUUCAGAGGGACGAAGCCAUUUUAAAUUUGUACCUAAAAGAACAAAUUGGUAAACGAAGGAAUUUCAUCAUAACAUCAUCUAAUUUAUGGACACCGACGUUGCAAUACUUGUUAUGGGGUGUUGUUCCUAUAGCUCAUGGAAGUCUGGCCUGGACUAGAUUACUACUGGGUCAAUAAAUACAUUUUUCAUGAUUUUCUACCAAUACUCCGCUUGUGUUAUAUCGUAAUGAAAUUAUAUGACGUUUUAGUUUAAGCUACAGAGUUGAUACGUGUAAUAAGAAGAAAAUACUAAAGCCAGGGUUUAAAAGCUAAGGAAGAAUAAUGCGCUAGGGGCAACUUUGCUUGGCCGAUAUGUAAUUGGCUGCACUCUGUUAUUUUGCAAUAGGAGAUGCUCUUCGUUUGACACGGCGACGCUCGUCAUUCAUCCUGUUUGUGUCAUGUCAUCUCUCAUCCAUAAUCAUUACCAUCGUGUGUUGUAUUUCCUCUUUGUUUUUUUACGACUCGUUUCUUUUUUCUUUCCCCCUGAUUUGUCUGUCUGAGGGUCAAUUGAACUGUAUUAUCUAUCACGACUUUCCCGGUAAGGGUUGAAGAGUUCGUCCAAAGGGUCGAGGUGUUGGUGCCACUAUACAGGACAACAGUUUGCUCACACAUGGGUUGUAAAAAAGCCAUAGUGAAAAAGUGUGACGUCAGUAACAUUACAACCCAGUCCGUCAUAAUAACAACUUUGUCAGCGCUGCUCAGUUGAAGGUUGUGCUUCAAUACGUUUUGGAGUACCCUCAUCUCUGCACCCGUUGAGCUAUACCUGUGGUGUAGUUUAGUACUACACAUCUGUUUGCCACCCUGGGUGCGAGUGAUUUUGACGUCCUGGCAUGUGCACCAAAUGUUCCGUAGCACUGAGAUCGACGGGUGUUUUGUCGUCGUCAGAUCUAGACUUCCGUGGGAAGUUCUACGUCUACGUCUACUGUGAGCUACGUGGGUGUGUAGUGUAACUGCUAUUCAGGACAGCUGCCUACUCCCAUUGCAAUAAGGCUCCCAGUGGUUUUCUGGUGUGUAUGUUUGUUUGUUGAGGUCAUCUUACUUAUGAAAAAAUUAUAAUAAUUAAAAAAAAGUAGUUAUUGGUAAAUACUAUAUACUGUCUGUUCGUGUGGGUGGGUUUCUGUAAUAAAAUAAACAUGUACGUGUAUCAA